Bemisia tabaci is the source of this 7844-nucleotide messenger RNA. RefSeq names its product retinal degeneration B (gene rdgB). Gene Ontology annotation, cellular component: cytoplasm. The record is from RefSeq and is a predicted model, not a curated record. Gene Ontology annotation, biological process: phospholipid transport. Gene Ontology annotation, molecular function: phosphatidylinositol transfer activity; phosphatidylcholine intramembrane carrier activity; phosphatidylinositol binding. Lineage: Eukaryota; Metazoa; Arthropoda; Insecta; Hemiptera; Aleyrodidae.
CCCGAAACGAUCGCGGUACCGUCCCCCGCUCCGAUCUAGACUGUGAGCUUUCGAGUCGAGUCGCGACCAUGAGGCCCUCGGUGCGGGCGUUUUCCGCUAAGUGUUGAGGAUAAGUCGGAUCCCAGCCUCGCGCCCUGGAUUAGUUCACACCCGCCGCAGAUUGCCACGCUUUCCCGCUCGUUUCUCCCCUGUGAUAAUUAAAUCAAUGGCUGAAAUGAAUAGGUGAUCCAGGCUGAGAUGUUAAUCAAAGAAUAUCGCAUUCCGCUUCCUCUCACCGUAGAGGAAUACCGGAUUGCGCAGCUGUAUAUGAUAGCGAAAAAAAGUAGAGAGGAGAGUAAAGGCACCGGUAGUGGCGUCGAGAUCCUUCUCAACGAACCCUACAACAACGGCCCCGGCGGGAACGGACAGUAUACCCUCAAAAGGUAUCACAUAGGAAAUCAUCUUCCAGGAUGGCUGAAAAGUCUGCUCCCGAAGAACUCCCUCAUCACGGAGGAGGAAGCGUGGAAUGCGUACCCGUACACGAAGACGCGCUUCAGCUGCCCGUUCCUAGAAAAAUUCUCAGUAGAAAUAGAAACUACUUAUUUGAACGACAACGGUUACCAGGAUAAUGUGUUCAAUUUAUCGGGCAGUGAUCUCCGGAAUAGGGAAGUUGAUUUAAUAGAUUUUGUAAAAGAAAGACUGCCUGCCCAUGAGUAUCUGAAGGAAGAAGAUCCGAAAUUAUAUGUUAGUCAGAAAACCGGCAGGGGUCCUGUCACGGAAAGCUGGCUGGACGAAUACUGGAAUGAAUGCAGGGGUAAGAAUACACCAUUGCCAAAUGGAAAGGCUGUUAUGUGUGCUUACAAAUUAUGUAGAGUUGAGUUCAAAUAUUGGGGUAUGCAGUCAAAAGCAGAGAAAUUCAUUCAUGAUAUUGCUUUGCGGAAAACGAUGGUUAGAGCUCACAUUCAAGCCUGGGCGUGGAUGGAUGAGUGGUGGGGUCUCACGAUGGAAGACAUACGGAAAAUCGAGCAAGAGACGCAAGAGGCCCUCCGAAUGACAAUGGGUGGUGAUAGUAAUCAGGACAUUUCAGAGGAUGAAGAUGGUGAGACUGCAAAAACCAUUACAGCCAAAUCGUCCUCGACAGCUUUAAGUAGUACGGAUCAAACUGAACAGGGUAAUGUAACUUCAGAAAGUGUGAAGAGGCCACCAUCGCACCCUACUACCUUAAUGCCGAGCUCACAUGAACAUGCAGAAUCUAGUACAAAGCCUUCUGAUAGCCAAAAGAAGUGGCGGCACGACUCCAAACCGCAACUUCACUCCCCCAAUCAAAACUAUGAAGCUCUUGCCUCUAGUUGGAGAAUGGAUAGUAUUGUAGGUGAUUCAGACUCAGGUCAGAGUGAAGAUGAUGAUGAAUUUUUCGACUGUCAAGAAAACGCGGAAGAUUCGUCGUCAUUAGCAAAAUGGAGUUCGAUGGAACUCCUGAAUGAAGAUGAAGCAGAUCCUUCUCCUUUGCCAGCAGAUAAACAAGAUGAUAGUAUAUUUUCUCAAACAUUCUUAAAACGAGCUGCCAGUGAACGAGGGCGGAGUGUUGAUGUGUCGUGUCCUGAUUCGCCUCUCCCUGCAGGACACGUACAGACGUGUAAAUACAACACGCUACUCCUCGUUUUACAUGCCGGUAGCGUUUUAGAUGCGAAUAUUGAUACUGCUGCCAAAAAAUCUGAUGUCUUAACAUUCCGGGGAGCAUUUGAAUCUGUGAUGCGUCAACACUAUCCAUCCAUGCUUGGUCGAAUAGCCAUUAAAUUAGUCUCUUGCCCAUCAAUAUGUACUGAUAGUUUAAGUAUUCUUUCAAGUUUAAAUCCUUACAGUUUUGAUGUUUCGCCAUCUUGUUCGGAUGCACCUCAUGUGACACACGAUUCAAUUCCAAUCGGUGCCGUUCCUGUCUUAGCUAGUUCUGCAAAUGGAUACAAGGAAACAAUUAAUAAAGUGAUAGCCGCUGCCAAUAAAGUGUACGCUGACUUUAUCAAAUCUCCAGAAGGGCAGGGUUUCAAUGGACAAAUUUGUUUCAUAGGUGACUCAAUGGGUUCAAUUUUAGGAUAUGAUGCUUUAUGCCGUUCGGGUAAAGCUGAUGAUGACAAUCUAGAGUCUGAAACAGUAACAACAGAGGAAGCCAUCAGGCACUUAGAUUCUACCAAAUUACACGUUUCAGCGCCUUCCAGAAGAUCAUCAGCUGGUGAACAUGGCGGACAAAACAGACUUGAUUUUGAAGUGAACGAGCUUUUCAUGUUUGGUUCUCCUCUAUCACUUGUUUUAGCUUAUCGAAAAAUUUCUGAACCUGAUGGGAAAUCCAAUCCAAUCAUGAGACCAGGUGUAUCACAAGUGUACAACUUGUUUCAUCCGACUGAUCCCGUUGCUGCUCGGCUAGAACCACUCUUAUCUGCAAGGUUCUCAAUGGUCCCUCCAGUUAAUAUCCCGCGUUAUCAAAAAUAUCCUCUAGGAGAUGGUCAGCCAUACCAUUUGCUGGAGGUUGUCCUUGCCAAUCCUCAGAUAUUUUCGGAAAAUCUCACUGUAGCCACAACAUUCCAUGCCCGUAGAUUAUCCGAAGCCAGUAUUGUAAGCAAUGUCUCUGGCGUAAUGGACACCUUACCCAUCUGUACAAUUAAUCAUUUGGUCCAAAAGUGGUGGGGUGUGAAACGACUGGAUUUUGCUCUCUACUGUCCGGAAGGACUCUCUAAUUUCCCAACGAAUGCACUUCCGCACUUAUUCCACGCAAGUUAUUGGGAAUCAUCCGAUGUGAUAGCUUUUAUUUUAAGACAGCUUGGUCGCUUUGAUUUUGCUAUGAGUAUGAACAAUGAUGAAAAAGAAAUGAGUGGAUUCAGCCCUGCUCAACCACGAGAAAAAUGGAUAAGGAAAAGAACAUCUGUCAAGUUAAAGAAUGUGACGUGCAAUCAUCGUGCGAAUGAUGUGAUCGUCAAGGAAGGCGCCACUCAAACUCUGAUCGCAAGAUUCAUGUAUGGACCCUUAGAUAUGAUUACUCUUACGGGUGAAAAAGUAGAUGUCCAUGUGAUGAAAGACGUUCCUGGUGGAGAGUGGGAGUUGAUGUCAACUGAAGUCACGGAUAAAACUGGACGCAUCACGUACACAAUUCCUGAAAAUAAAGCUCUCGGAUUUGGUAUCCAUCCUGUAAAAAUGGUUGUCAGAGGAGACCACACAUCUGUAGAUUUUUAUCUGGCCGUUGUUCCUCCGAAGACAGAGUGCGUAGUAUUCAGUAUUGACGGUUCUUUCACUGCCAGCGUAUCGGUAACUGGACGAGAUCCAAAAGUCAGAGCAGGGGCCGUCGAUAUUGUGAGGCAUUGGCAAGAAUUAGGUUAUUUAAUAAUUUAUAUCACUGGGCGACCAGAUAUGCAACAAACACGGGUUCUUUCAUGGCUGUCGCAACACAAUUUCCCGCAAGGUCUUGUCUCAUUUGCGGAUGGUCUCUCCACAGAUCCUCUCGGCCACAAAACUGCCUACCUCAAAAAUCUAAUCCAGGAGCAUAACAUGAUUAUUCAUGCUGCGUAUGGAAGUAGCAAAGAUAUAACAGUCUAUACGAACAUAGGUCUGAAACCUCGGCAAAUCUACAUAGUCGGCCGUGUGAGCAAAAAACAUCAUUCUCUAGCUACUGUUCUAAGUGAAGGGUAUGCAGUACACUUGUCAACGUUGCUGUGCCACGGUGGCUCACGACCUGCACAGGGCAACGCUCGCAUGGUCCUCUCUCCAAGGGGUUGUUUCGCUCACAACUCGUCGCUGCGGAGAAGAAGGUCAGCCAAAAGAACAACAUCCUUCCCCCUUAGCAGUGGAAAUCCUGCCACUUCAGUUUUAAAUAUUACAACAGUUCCGGAGCGUCGAUCAGACAAGCUCUGACGAUGGUCACUUUUUUGUGUCAAUAAGAAAAUAAACGAGGAAAAUUGAGUACUCUCUCGGUCACAAGGAAUUCAUCUAUGUGCUUUAUGGUUCCUGACACCUGAGAAAUGGCCUCACUCAAUAUUCUGGCGUCUUGCUUUCGCGCAGACAGAAAAUCCAUUCCUGCCAUUUGAAGUAUUAUUACUAGUAACUCAUUACCUCUGAUUAAUUCAUCAAUCAGUAAGCUAACUCUCCCCUUACAGUCAGAUUGAAUUUAUUUGAGUGUCUGAUUUUGAUAAUGUAAAUCAUAACUAUUAUAAGAGGUUCUCAAGGAUUUGUGCAUUAGCCCCUGAAAAAUAUUGUUGUUGAUUGAAAGUCCUGGUAUUUCUUCCCUGUGUUCUCUUUUUCCUGAAACUAAUUCUGAACCCUGGAAAAUCCAAGAAUUCUAAUCGUUGGGAACUUUUAAAACUUCCAGAACUUUGAUUUUUUCUUCCAAGAACUUCUCUUUGCAUAUUAAUUUUUCCCGGAACCCUUCAAAACAUCAGAAUCCCUCUGGAGUGUUUGAACCUCUCAUUCUACAGGAAGCUCUGUGCACUAUCUUAAUGGGAACACCUUUUCCUCUAAAUAUUUGAGCAAUGCUGUAGGCAGAGUUAUCUUUGAUUAUCCCCUAUCGUUUUCAAUUAUUCUCGACAAACGCAGCUCAAAUUUUUUGUUUUUGUUGCUAUGGUAUGUAAAAAUACUAGGCCUCUCAGAAAAAAGAAGCUAAAUCUAGGAAGAAUUUUGUGCAAAUCUGUUCCGAAUCUACUUUUUUCAAAACAGUAUUUUUAUACGUUCUUGUAUUUAAGGGAGAUUUGAGCACUUGAUUGAACUUAAAUGGCCGUCUAUUAAAUUAAAUUUUGCACCAUUGUUGUCAGGUGUUUUGACUCUCCAAAAGCACUAAAGAUAAAAGCAUCUUUUUUAACAUGAAAAUCUCAAUUGAAUCGUUUAUUUAUGACAAGGUGUGUCAAAUCUACACAAGCUCUGGAACUCAUGCGAUGUAAAGUAAAUCAGGGUCUGUGAGCUUUUAACGAUUAGGUCAUGUUAAAAAAAUUUCAAUACCAUCAAGACAAGACCCAUAAACUCUCCAAAGUACAAAAUUUUUCUUGCCCUAAAGUGCUCCAGUCUCUCUUCGUGUGCUUGUUUGUUAACUCUGUAACUCUCCCUGGGUUUUUUAUGACUCAUUCGACCACUCUGCAAAGCAGAAUUAUUCGCCGUUUACAUUAUAUUGUACACUCUGUGCGAACUUUAAAAUCAUUCAUAUCACUUUACGAAAUAGGGUUUUGCACUUUUUAUUUUAAGCACUGUGUUGUUUGCUUUUUGCUACCAGAAAUGGGUACGAUUUUCAAUUGAAUCCCCGAAAGUUAGUAUUUUUAUUACCUAUAUGAAGUUUUAUUAUCAUUUAAGAUGUGAACUGGUUCCUCUUGGCAUCUUGACUUACCAAAUGGACUCUUUAAGUAUUUUCAAUUAAUUAAUUCGCAACCUCUAGGUUACAGUUGAGUUUCAAAUUUUGUUUAAGAUUUAGUGAGCAAAUAUCAAUUGCAAUGGACCAAUAGACAAGGUGCAAAUUUAAGCAUAAUGAUACACGAAAUUUCGUGAAGAAGGUGAGUUGUACAACAAAAACUACUGAAAAUAUCUUCUUACACAGAUAUUAUUGUUUUUUGAUGCAUAGAUUCAAACUUCCUGCUCCUAAUUUGCUUGAGUUAAAUCGCACACUAAUCAUUACCGUGGCAGUCUCUGAGGUAUGAAAAUAUUGCAACCUUAAUCUUGGCAUUUUGACUCAGUUUUUGCAUGUUGUUCACACUUCGAAAAAUACCAAGUGGGGAAGGAACACUUCUUAUUGAGAAACCUGACAAAAUCGUUGUAAUGCGCAAUUUAAUUCAAGUAGGCUCUUGUCCUUCUUUGAGCGGGAAAUUCAAAGUUUACCUCACCAAUGCUUGAUAAAUACGUUAAUAUCUUGGUUAGCGCUUAAUUUUAGUAACUUCUGUUGCACGAAAUUAAUGACAAAAAUUAAAAGGAAUCAUGUUUUGCGUGAAAUUACCAAGAGGACGCAUAUAUCAGAAUUCUUAAAUUCGUACCUUGUCCACUGGUCUAUUCAAAUCAAAUUUCUCUGUUUCAAAUUAUUUGAGGGUGAAAAAUGUCUUUCAAUACCUGUAGAAGACCUGUCUCGCAAGUUACUGAAAAUCUUAUGCUUUAUGAUACAAAAACGCCUUAAAAUUCAGGAGUUCGAAUUCGUCUUAAACCUUCAUUGAUUGAUGAACUUUUAUACUGAUAAUCUGUUUUAUUUUAAAGUAUUGAUUCAGUGACAUUUGGCUUAAUUCAAAAUUUAUUUAUUUGUUUAUUUGUUUUCUUUUCUAAUUAUGAAUAUUGCCUUGUCAAUUUUCACUGCUCAAGUGUCCAAAGUAAGUGCAAAAAGAUGUCCAGAAAAAAGAAAACUUUAAGAGCCAGUCUCACCACAUUUGGGUGAGACUUGUCUUUCAGUUUAGUUUCUAUUUUAUUUUUUAUUGUAUCCCAGAGAAUCCGCAAAUAUUAUUCAGACUUAGGAAAAAAUCUGUGUGCGGCUUAGUUUUUCAAAAAUUAUCAUGAAGUUUUACAAAAAUGGAAGACUAAGUUAAAACAGAGACUAUGAAACUGGCUUUGAUCCUCAAAAUGGAAUUAUUUGGCCAUCAUAUUUCACUCCUGUGUACAUUAAUGCAGUUAUAAUAAUUGCCCGCAACACCUAUCAUAGGAAGAAAACCUUAAGUCCCUGGCUUGGCCCCAAAAGAGUUCCCAGUUCACAGUUUCAUCAUCUUGAUUUUUUUUUUUUUUUUUUUUUUUGUGCCUCAGGGCUGUUUUCCGAUUAAAAGAGGCUCAGGCGAGGUUGUUGGUCACAGAAUCAAGUUCAUUUAACUGUUUUUUUUAAAAAAAAAUAUAUAUAUGGAUUGCUUUUGGCUGAAAGGAACUGAGUUACAUUCAGAUACAACAAAUUAUCCCCAAAAAAUUUAACAUAUUUUCAGUCUUAUGCCUGCAAAUUGUCUGUGUGAAAAGUUACGGAAAUUAUAUUUGUUGAUCGAGGAAAAUCUGGGUCAGUUAGGGAAUUUUUCCUGUCCGUAGACGCCCUUGAAAAGCAAUUCGACGGCACAACUCCUAAGCGACAUAUCUUGUCUUAGGUGUUUUAAAAUUUCCUAUCCUGUUUUAUUUUUUUUUAAGGAGAAAAAAUCAACAUCUCUCCUUGAAGUUUUCAUAGAAUUUUCUUUGCAUUGCGACGAAAAACACGGCAGUUUUUAAGAAUUUCUAUUGAGAAGUUUCCCAUAUGAAAAAAAAAAAAAAAAAAAAAAAAAAAAAAUCACAGUAAUUCCGCAUCAUCCCAAACCGAGGUAUGUGGCUUGUGACGUGCACCAGCGAUUUGCACGGCUUUGGUGCCAACUACAAGUCAUUGAAGCUGUUUUAUCGAGUCAAUGCCUGUUACUCCCUUUUGAUCGAUGGAAGACACUCUCUGUGCACAUCUAUAUGUUUCCUCUUUAUGUACGUUAAUUAGUCCCUUACGGACGAAUUGUUGUCUGUUGUAACCUACUUAUUUGGGAUAUGUUGUAAGAUCUUAUUUACUUGUUUUAGGUUUUAUAUCUUUUAAUUUCCUUCUCAUUUUUUUUUGUUAUAUCACUUUACCUCCUAAUUUUUCUAUUCUGAUUCUAGUUGGAUUUGUUGAAUGUUUGAAAUAUUUAAUAUAUUGUUGAUGAAUUUUCGGUUUUUGUUAAACAGUAGUAUAUAUUCAGAACCUGGUGAAUGUUUUUGCUUUUUUUAGAUGACUGUUGAUUCUUGGUGUAUAAUUUGUAAGUUGUUUCUUUAGAGAACUAUUUUAAUAUAUUUUCUCCAUUUCCCCCAAUUUUCUUUUUUUCACACUCCCCUCCCGUUUUGCUGUUUCUUACUUAAUCUCAUUGAUAAUUCUUCAUGAAAAUAAAUGGGUUUACUGUUUA